Molecule: messenger RNA, 495 nt
Organism: Colletotrichum acutatum
Lineage: Eukaryota; Fungi; Ascomycota; Sordariomycetes; Glomerellales; Glomerellaceae
Exons: 1
Coding region: 101-409 (102 amino acids)
Source: RefSeq, a predicted model, not a curated record
UUGUCUGCCCAAUUCACUCAAACUCUGUUCAUCGUCCCGAGGGCCUAGAACUAUUCCAUCAACUCUGUUCGACUCGUGUACCUGGUGCAGUACCUUAGUGAUGAUGAGCCGCCGACUAUCCAACGGUUGGACCUCAAACCUGCCGAUUCCCAGUCAGUUUCUCAGCGAUGCCGUCAACAAUUGUUUCUGGAUUUCGACGAGAAUUUCAGAAUGGAAGCAUGGCAGGGCAUCAAGCCGGAAAGUCGCCGAAGACAACAGCGCAAGCUUUUGCACGUUGACAUGGUCAAUAGAGCAACGCCCCUUUGUCUGUACGGAGUGCAGUAUUUCGUACCUGAUAUUUGAAAGUCCUCAGGCUUCAACGGUCAACAACAAGAGUGAUACUCAAUUCCAUACAACCAGGCACACUUGAAACGGGGGACGCGGCCAUUUGCACCGGUAACGCUGAAAUGUCGAUAAACAUGUCCCUUCAGGUGAAGCGCCAAUCCCAUUCCAACU